Histoplasma mississippiense is the source of this 5676-nucleotide messenger RNA. RefSeq lists its product with no specific name. The transcript is spliced from 5 exons. NCBI's taxonomy places the organism in Eukaryota, Fungi, Ascomycota, Eurotiomycetes, Onygenales, Ajellomycetaceae. The record is from RefSeq and is a predicted model, not a curated record. Bases 1 to 5676 code for a protein of 1891 amino acids.
AUGGUGGAAUGGCGGCGCAGUGGUGAUGGAUUAUCGACAGGGCAACCUCCUUCCUUCAAAACAAAUGUCAACCGCCAGAAAACGAAACGAUGGGUAAAUGCAAAGUCCUAUUCGUACGAUGGCGAUGAUUGGGGUGAUGACGAUGGAUAUGAAAAUGAAGAACCUGCAGCUCCACUAGUUACUAUCCCAGAUGAAGCUAAGCAGCCAUCCCCACUCGAGAACCAAAAAAAUGAGCAAAAUAAUCAGGACGAAAUCCCUGCGCAGCAAAGUACAGCCCACGGCAUGGCACCGACACCUCUACAGUUCAUUCGCCCGGCUGACAUAUACAAACGUAUGGAGGAAGAGAGACGAAAGGAGAACCAGGAAGUAGAUCAAGACUCUACUCCUAGAGUACCAGUUGAAACAUCACAGGCUGCAACGCCAGCAGACAUUGCUUCACAAGUACCUGUAUCAGUAGGAAAUCCCCAGCUGCAGCAACCCCUUGAUCAGAGUGACGGGUUGCAGUCACAUUCGAUGGAGAUCCGGUCCCAGUUACCCGGUGGGGGGACGCCAGUUUCUCCAACACUCCCUGUCCAGGGGCCUCCUACUUGCGAACCUGCGGAUGGGCCGACGGGAGAUUUAUCUACUUCAAAAGGCCAGGAUAGUAGCGGACCAAACGAAGAGAGACAAGAACAACAACCACGAGCCGAUAACACUAGAUUACAUCAUAACUCGUCUCUUGUUUUCCGCUCUGUCGUUCGUCAGGCGUUCGAUGCACGCCUUGAAUCCCCAAUCACAACAUCAGGCAGCAUCCUCAGAUCAGAUAGCGCCAGUACCUCCAUGAUCAGCCCAAUAAUUCAGCCCCAACCUGUCUCCAACUUUGGAGAUGAACAUGCCCAAGGACCAUCAUCCACCGAUCAAGCUCCAACCGUUGAUAAAGAACCUGCGGAUUUUAAACAUGAUCACAGGCGGAGUUUGUCUCCGCCCAGCUCUAGAAGUAGCCCAGCUCGAAAGCCUGUUGCUCAUGGAGUAUCUCCAGUUAGCACACAUGAAGCCAAAGCGUCCGAUACCCAAGAUGGAGAAACCCAUGUUCUACCUUCACAUACGGCAUCGGAAUUCAAUAUCCAUGAAGCAGCUGCGGCACAAUCAUUGUUCUCAGCAAGUGCGCCUACAGUACCUAAAAAUGACGACCAGCGUACAUCACCACCAGCUAGCCCAGAUGUCCUUCAGCAGCCUACGGAGUCGCCUACGGUCACGCUCGAUAAGGUUGAGAGUCCCCAAAUGCCUUUGGCGCUUAAUGUAGGCAGUGGAGAAAAGCGACUUUCGCUAGCGCAAUACGAUCGGCCUGCACCAGGAAAUGUCUCGCCGUCUAGCCCUGAGAAUGUGUCAUUAGGUGUUAAUGAUCGCCUGAGAGAUGAAAUCAUGCGGUCGCUGACUCCGCGAGUUUCGAUUGACUCUCAGGAACAAGCGCAUGCAGGUGGUGGUUCCAACCCUAGCUUAGAAGCUGGACCUGACAACCCUUCAUCGGAAGGUCUAGGUACCGCCGCCUCACCUUCUAAUCUACCUCCACAAAUCCCUGAGAUGCAAUCAACUCCUGUCGCCCCAAGCUUCCCGGGUAUUGGUUCUGAGCACAACUCCGAUAUUUCUGGCCAGAAAGAGCCUGCCAAAACGUUAAAGAAAAGGUUCUCCUGGGAAGAAUCGUCCGUUGAGGACAAUACCCAGGACCCGCAGGAACAUCAGCAAUUGACCAUUGAUCAAGCUACCGCUUCAGAUAUGAUACAGCCAUCAUUGGAAGAAAAGACACUAACUGGUCCGGUACCCGUAAGUCGAGGCCACGAUGAACAAGACCCUGAGAGAAGCGCAUCUACGACUUAUAGCCAGGCGGCUCUCACUCUAAGCCCCACUAGGACUGAAGUAAUCCCUAGCCAAAAUGUAGCAGAACAUGAAACAAAUUCCCUUAGUACUCUUGUUCAUCCUCAACCUGCUUCUCACCCCCCAGCGACCCAAGAUCCCAAAUUGCUCGGUUUCCGUCAAAUAAUGGCCAUAGAAAAGCCCGGCGACAAAAUUAAAACAUUCGAGAGUACGAGGAAGCAAUUCGCAGAUAUGGACACAGGGUUAUCAUCCUGGAUAAAAGCAACAGCCAGCUCAAACCCCGAUCACGAGGACUUGGCUCAGCGAAAUGGCCGCCUCCCACCGGGAACUACGUUUACCCAUCGACCUAGCACGUCGCGGAAUAAGUUCCCGAAGCUCACUUCUUUAGGUCCCCUUUCUCUCCCAACGUCCCACCACGAGGGAUCUCCGACGACCACGCCGACAUUCGCCGGAAAUACACGACAUGCAUCCAACGCCAACCAAUUCGCCACGAAAAUCAACACGCAGCAGGUUCAGGCCAAGGGUAAGGAUUUGCUGCACACCGCUGGUGUACUAGGUGGAAAGGCUGGGGGGGCAGCAAAAGGGCUCUUUGCCAAAGGGAGGAGCAAAUUCCGCAACAGCAGCAGUACUGAUAAGGGCUUUUAUUUUGACUUAUUCUUCGAAUUUCGGGCGUGGCAAGGCCUUUUGUCUACCCUUUGUUUUCGCGUUUUGCGAGCUCAAUUUGAGCAUGUUAACCACUCCCGCCCAGCCUUCUCGUCGCGGCACAGGUCGAGCUCUACCCUAAGCCUCGACGCACAGCAGCAAUCUGGUUUAUACAACGGUCAGCAAACCGCUGCAGCCGCGGCUGAUGCUGCUGGCAAACCGUUACCACGUCUGUUAUCGCUAAAGCUAGAUCGUGAGUCAUUUUCCAAUGAUAUGACAGUGACUUGGGAAGAGCGUGAAUCGAUGACAACGACAUCUGCUUCGGUGUCUUCUGAGCCGCAAACGAUGGUAACGUUGGGCGGUGGCGGCACUACCAACACUGUCGGAGACGGUACUUCAUCGAUGGUUCUAGAACCUUCACGGAAGACGGACAGGAAUAGUUGCCCUGGCACGCUGGAGUCGCCGACUGGGUCCCCUGUUGAUGCUCCGCCUGUUAUGUUGAAAGGGUUUGGGGAUAGGAAUGUGCGAGAACAGGUGCAGCUGCAAAUGCAGGACCCGCAGCCUCAGCCGCAGCCGCAGCCGGAGCGGGUCAGUUAUGUGGAUCUGAAAACGGAAGUCACUGUGUCGGCUGGGGAUGUGGGUUUUGAGCGUCCGGUGCAAGUGCAAGAAGAGGUGACGGUGCGGGGAGCGGCGAACGAGGAGGUUAAAGACGAGAAUAAAGCUGAGGCUAAAGAGGAGGCUAAAGAGAAAACUAAGGAUAAGGCCAGGGUUAGGGUGGAAGAGCUGGUUGACGAGAGCGUUGAGGAUAAGACUAGGGAGGUACACGAAACCAUAAAUGAGGCGUUGCGACAAGAACCGCCACAAGAGCCGCAAAAACCGCAACGCGAAUUGCAAGAGCCCGAGGAGCCGCAGGAGGAGCCACAACAGGAGGCACCUGAACAAAAAUCCCAACAGGGAGCUCCUGAUAAGUUGCAACCGCAAGCUCGACCGAAAGUACAACCAGUAGUGCAACCGGAAUUGCAAGAUGAGAUACAAAGUCCGACCGACUCCGUGGAGGAACGGCCAACUUCAUCCGCCGCCCUAUCAAUGGUUGAUAACAGGGCUUCGAUUAUGCCAUCUGAUUAUGCAACCUAUACUAGCCCGCCAGUUGAGGAAGCACGAGCUGUCAAAGUCAUCGGUCGGAAAGCAAGCAUAAUUACUUCCGAAUUACGCACCUUUAUAUCGCGCGAAAUCACUAUUGGCAAAAAAGGGAAGAUGUCGCCAACCCCAGCAUCUGAAUCAGUUCUGGGCGUUGAAGGGAGCUCCCAACCGCCCCAGCCACCAUCGGGUAAUGAAAACGAACGUGGCCAGGUGCCCUCCAACGCUUCGCUGGCUAGGAUGUCGACAAAGUCCACGCCUGAAGCUACUCUCUCGAUCGGGCUACUGAACGAUAUAAACACCAGUCGCUAUUCGCAGCCAUCACAACCACAGCAAACCGUUUCCGCCCAACAAGUGGAAGGUUAUAUCCAUCGUAGUGAUGCGGCCUCAUCCUCCAGACGAGAGUCAACAGAGCCCCGAUAUGUCGGUGUUGAUAAAGCUGCGCAACGGGUUUCAGCAGAGCCAAAGAGUCCGCCGUCAACACCAGCCAUUAAAACCAAGUCAUUACCAUCUUUGCCUCCCGAGGACAAACCAAUGACCGACCGGCCGGAUGACUAUAACCCCAUAGACAAGACGAGACAGGAAGUUGGGAACCAGCAUGCAGAGCAGAUCCAAUCCCAGUCAAAACCAGUUACCGUCGAAUCCACUUACGUGAAUAAUAUUGCAACAGAAAAACCCCGCCUCCCUCCUCCUGUGCCGGACACCACUGCACAGCGUGAAAGGGCAGAACGUCAAUCAAGUUCUGGCAUCCCAGAUAGAAAGCCAGCGGAUCAGCCAUCUAUUAAACCAUUCGCUCCAAGGCAAGCUCCUAGUAUUCAACCUUCCAGUCCUCCAAGGAUCCCCUCAGCUCAGUUUGCUGCUCCUGUUAAAGAGGGGCGCUCGUCAACUCAGCUGAUACGCGACUACUUCUCACCCUCAGGGAACUCUUCAUCGAGGCCCCCAACCGUGCAGGAGGAAACCCGCCCAGGCUCCGCUAUGGCCAACCUGAUGUCUAAAGUGACCUUUUCCCGUCAGGCAACUGAUCGACGUUCAAGCGCUUCUGGGCAACCCAAUGAGAAGAGCUGGAGCAAUCGAUUCCAUUCCUUCAGAGUUGACUCAGGCCUUUCAAAAACCAGAACCGCGAGCACAAUCGAAUCGGAAGAGGCCCAACGCGCCGCAUCCCUGUCUAUGACGAAUCCCAACGACCCAUCCAUUACGUCGCCGAGCAACCAAUCUCCGGCUUCGAAAUUGAAAAUUCACGGCAAAUUUAUCAGGGGUGCCAACCGUCUUGCUCAGAACGCUGGUAACAUGAAAAAGAAGAACAUGCCAAAAGUUGCUGGUUUGUUCAACCGCCAUUCCAGGCAAGCAGAGUCCGCCACCCAGACGCCCCACACUCCUGAGUAUUCUCCACAUCUAUAUGAAACGCAAGUCACAGCUCUUGCACAGCAAAAGCAACCGUAUUCAAGUACAUACCCGAAUAGAUACUCGAAUUCAAUGCCACAUGACUAUCAACAGCAGCAAACUAAACAGCCCCAAUCGCAACCAGUAACCCAACCUGGAGGGCGCCGAUCAAUGACUUCGCAACACUAUGCCCAGGACAACGUGCAGCCUAGUCGUAACAGCCAGCAUACCAAUUUACCACCUCUUACCACUGUCCUUGCCCAUGCGACACCACCUGGGAAUCCUCAGUCCUAUUCAAACAACGCUCAACUGCCGUCUCACAACCCAAUGUCCUUUAUUCAGUUCCAGAACGGACAUGUCCCCGCACAACGUGCUGCACGAACCCAGUCUCCCGAUCCGGCUCAGCAUCCCCUCGCCGACGUCGCAACCAAGUUUGCUGCUGGCUCCCCACCUCCAGAAGGUCCAUCAUUCCCAAACAAGAUUCCACAAAAUCGGAACUAUAAUAACCACACACCAUCCCAAUAUAUGGCAGGUUCCGGCAAACACAUUGAGCCGGUUGAACUGCCGGUGCCAGUUCCCGGAGAUGACUCGAGUGAAGAAAUUGUCAUGUCCAGCACGGCAUAUCCCGGGCAGGAAUGGCAUCCGGAAUUCUACUUGGAGGAUUAA